CCGCUCCCGCAGUCGCUCCGGCUCCGACAGCGAACCGGAGGGCGCCAAGAAGCCGGCGGCCGGCAGCGGCGCCGACUCGGACGGCGAGGGCGUCUCCAGGAAGCGGAAGCGCCGCAUCAUGUCGGACAGCGAGGGCGAGGAGGGCGGCGGUGCGGCUGCCGAGACGGCCCCUGCCGACGACGACGAGGCGCCGCCGACCGACGAGGCGGCAGGAGCGGCCGAACAGCCCGCCGAGGCGGCGCCGCCACAGGCCUCCGACUCUGACUCGGACGAGGGCAUCACGGCCCGCGACGGCGAGACGGAGCCCUCCGGCAUGUCUGACUUCGAGCUGAUGCGCAUGCGCAAGAAGAGCGAGAACACGCGGCGCCGCAAGCGCAAGAACAUCGAUAUCAUCAACGACAACGACGACCUGAUCAUGCAGCUGAUCCGACAGAUGCGGGAGGCGGCUGAGGAGGACCGCGAACUCAACCAGAACCGCAAGCCGGCCACGCGCAAGAUCUCCAUGCUGAAGACGGUGAUGUGGCAGCUGGGCAAGCAGGACCUGCAGCUGGCCUUCCUGGAGUCGAACGUGCUGUCGGUGCUGACCGACUGGCUGGCGCCGAUGCCGGACCGUUCGCUGCCCGCGCUCAAGAUUCGGGAGCAGAUUCUGACGCUCCUGCAGACGUUCCCGAUGCCGGACCAGCAGCUGCUGAAGUCCUCGGGCAUCGGCAAGGCCGUGAUGUACCUCUACAAACACCCUCGGGAGACGAAGGAGAACCGGCAGCUGGCGGGCAAGCUGAUCAGCACAUGGUCUCGGCCCAUUUUCAAUCUCACCACCGACUUCGCCGCAAUGUCCAAGGAGGAGCGGCAGCAGCGCGACUACGAGCAGAUGCCGAAGCGAGCCCGGGACGACGCCGAGAGCGAGGCGAGGCAGGCGGCCGGCGACGACAAACCACUGAGGCCCGGUGACCCCGGCUGGGUGGGCCGCGCUCGUGUACCCAUGCUGUCGGCCAAGGACUACGUGGUCAGGCCGCAGUGGAAGAAUAACGCUGAGAUGAGCACGGUCACCAAGAAGGAGGUCAGUCGACUGGAGCGGCACCAGCGCGCCUUCAAAGAGCGAAAGCGUCGCUCCAACAUGCAGCGCGCCGUCAACAUCAGCAUAGAGGGCCGCCGCAUGGCGCUCUGAGCAGCCGGCUGCCUAGGUACUUGGCGUGUCCGCACUCUCCCCGGAGGCGCCGCAGCACCAUGGGGAUAACGCGGUGUUCGGAGCGCCGUCGUGGAUCCAGUGCUCUUGGACCGGACCCAGCGCGAGCCCAGCCCGAGGGGACAGGGGCAGUGUUCUCGUGGGUGCAGUGUCCUCGGACCGGACCCAGCGCGAGCCCAGCCCGAGGGGACAGGGGCAGUGUUCUCGUGGGUGCAGUGUCCUCGGACCGGACCCAGCGCGAGCCCAGCCCGACAGGGGUGCGCCCCGUCCCGGCUGGGCGCCGCGCCGUCCCCGGCGUAGGCACGGCGCGCCGGCCUGUCUUUCGACUGGAGACUGCUCUGACGUCGGCAUGCGCGGCGCCUGCAGGAGCUGCAGCUCGUGUGCGCCAUGGAGCACACGCCGGGGAAGGGCUGCUGAGGCAGGGUUUGGGCGUCGACGCUGACUCCAGUCAUGCCCGACUAUGACGUCGCCGUGAGGUGGUCGCGGUGAUGGAUCGAGCCGUGAUUCAAGUGGUGUGGCGUUGCCCUGGCAUCAGCGAUGGCCACCUUACUGGGUGAUGAGCAUGCGGUGGAGCCUGCUGCCGAGGUAUGGCAGCGAGCUCGCGCCACUGAUCCGCCGCUGCUUGCGAUAUGGUGCGGAUAGCCACGUUGUCGCGGCUGAACCGGUGUUUUUGACCUGAUGCGGUGGCCAGAAAGACGCAUAAGAUGACGUGUCGCUCUCGGGAACGUCACACGCACCCCCGCGACCGUUUGUUCCGCGGCUCUCUCGUUCUGCGCCUGUGUACGCUGGGUGUCAGCCCCGCCGCGUGAGGGAGGGGAGGGGAGACGGGUGCGCGGUUACUACCGCUGGUAUGUUGGGCCCCGGCCAGUCUCAUGUCCCUGUCGUCUAGCCCGUCCGCCCUUGUCGUUGAGUCCCUUGUCAAGAUCAGCAAAUGGUGCGCCGUAGCCAUGUGAAGGUGGAGUCGGUCGGCCUACGGGGACGCCAUGUGCGGAGAACACAGGCGAUCAGCGACGGCGGGUGUGAUCCCAUGUGUGAACUAUCGUGUGUGGGUGCAGGCGAGGGGGCUCGCGCCACCUGCCACCUGGUACCUCGUGGUCGUGCCCCACAUUGCUGGAGUGUGUCCCGCUGAAUCACCUCUGUGCUCUCGUCAGUAUUUGUGGAAGUGUCCCGGGAGUCAAAUUACUCCCCCAUCGGUCGGCGCUUUUUCUCAAAAGACGAAGAGUUCCGGGUUCUCUGUAUUUAUUUAGAGAUCGAUUUUCGUCAAUAAAACAAGCACUUUGGGC
Messenger RNA from Pollicipes pollicipes, 2466 nucleotides. Its product is annotated as protein IWS1 homolog. Gene Ontology annotation, biological process: poly(A)+ mRNA export from nucleus. Lineage: Eukaryota; Metazoa; Arthropoda; Thecostraca; Pollicipedomorpha; Pollicipedidae. Gene Ontology annotation, cellular component: nucleus. The record is from RefSeq and is a predicted model, not a curated record. The coding region runs from base 119 to 1165 and encodes 348 amino acids. The transcript has 9 exons.